AUGGCUUAUCAUUUUCGAAGUCCAUUUAAUUUUUCAAAAAGAAAAAGUUUAUUAAAUGUUGAUAGAACUAAUGAAAAUUCACCAAAAUCUCCAAUAUCAUUAAAAAAUGAUAAAACUUUAGAAAUUGAAAAAACUUCAAUUGCAGAUUUUGCUAUUUAUCCUUUGAAAGAGAGAAAAAAUAGAUAUAAACAACAUUUUAUUGUUUUAUUAAAUUCAGAAAUUUAUUUAUACCGUAAAUCAAAUGAUUUUCAAAAACGGAAACAACCAAAAAUAAUUAUUAAUUUAAAAAAUAUUUUUAAUAUAUCAUUUUAUAAAGAUUCCGAAACGAUUAAAUCUCAAAUUACUAUAAUGUCUGAUUUAAAUACUUAUUUUAUAAGAAUAUCCGAGACAACAUUGCUAUAUGAGUGGUAUGAAAUUUUGCUUGAAAAAAUUAGAGUAUUUCGUAGUAUUGCUUUACAACGAGAUGUAAAUGUUAAUGAAUUUUUUGACAUCGCUUUCGACUGUACAAUAUCUGUUAGACCAAAAAUGAAAAAAAAUUAUGGAAAUCAACAAUUGGAUGCAUUAGAUGAUUUAUAUGAUAAAAUUACAUCAACUAAUCAUAUUACUCCUCGUGUACGUUUCUGUAUGUAUUACAAUCUUGUUGUCAUAUGUAAUAUAGGGAUUCAAGCAAGUCAUGGUGGUUGUCCUCCUUUUAAUUCAAAUGAUUAUAUAAAAUUUCCUACUAAUGUAAUAAGAGAUUUUGGAAAACAAGAAAAGUAUAUAUUUCUUAGAAUUGGAAGAUGCUCUGAAGUAGGAUGUGGUGAAUUAUGGUUUAAAAUGGAAAGUAUUGAAAAAGCUAAAGAGGCUCAUAUAAAAAUUAUGGAACUUUUUGAUUCUGCUACUGAGAAAAGAAAAUCAGAUGUUAGAAAAUAUAGUUCUCAAAAUUUAGCAGUAAGAAUGCCUCCUCAUAGAGAACGUUCAUUCACAAAUCCAAUAGCUCCUGCCAAUAAUAAGUCAUUAAAUAUAGAAGAAAAAAGUAAACGUGCAAAGACGUGGGAUGAAAGUGUAGAAGAACCAAAAAAAAGAAUAUCAUAUUCAAAUACUUCAAUUAAUCCCAAUACUUCUUCAAAUAGUAGAAAGUCUAGUAGGAAUUUAAGUCCUGCAUUGUCUAAUAUUGAAAAUAGUGAUAUAGAUUUAAAUGACAUAAAACUUGAAAACAAUGAAAAAGUUGCAAAAAAAUCUUCAAUUAAUGAAGCAUUUCCAAAAUUUUCAGACUUAAUUAAUAAUAGAGCAGAAAGAAAUUCUGAUAGUAUGUCACAUAGAGGUUCAAUUGCCAGUAUUUCUAGUGCAGUUGAAAAUAUGAGAAGAGUAUCUUGUUAUAAUAAUGAUGAAGUUAAUACAGAUUUUUGUUAUGUUGAUGAUGUCAGAAAAUUAUCAACCUCUGCAUUAGAUUCAAAAAUUUUAGUUCAGAAAUCUAAUCGUUUUGCUCGAUUAAAUAUUUCACCUAAACGACAACAAUCUUUUACAUUAACAAAUUUGUCACCGUUAAUACAAAAUAGCUCUAAUGCUUUGUUGACGACGGAUUAUGUUGUUAUGGAUUCAGUAGAUACAUUAAACAUUCCACUUACAAAUUCUUCUUCUAAUGUUACGUCACCAAAAGAUUCUCUUAAAUUAGAUGAAGUAAAAUCAUUUUGUAGUGAUAAAAGUGAUGAUGGAGUUUUAAGGAGUAGAACAAAUACAAAUGUCAGUAGAAAUACGGUAUUUUCUUCUGAAAGAAGUAGAGUAAAUACUUUUGCUUCAAAUAAAAGUGACAAUUCCAUUAAUAGUGGAAAUAAUUUAACAAUUUCAUCUCAAUUUGUGAAUGAUGAUGAUUUUGAUAGUAGUUUUAACAGAAAAAGAUCAUAUUCUUUGGGUAACAAAAACAUGGUAAAACAACAUUCAAAAGAUAAUAGUGAUUUUAUUGGAGAAUUUGAAAGUCAUAGAUGUAGAACUUUAAGUUUAAAUACGGGAACAAAAAAAAAUGGUAGAAUUACAUUAGCAAAAGAUUUAAAGUUACCUGGAUUUUUUGACAAACAGUUUAAAUUAUCAUUUUCAGAUGAUAUAUUACUAAACUCAAAUAAAUCAUUCUUGGAUAGAAAAAAUAUAUGUUCAUUAUUGAUGGAAAAUAAAGAAGAUAUUGACAAAGAAGAGGAACCAAAUAAAAUUUUUGACAAUGAUUUUCUAUUUGAAAAAACAAUUGAAAUAUCAACUAAACUUCCAACUACCUCAAUUGACAAUUUAAGUGAAUCUAAUUUUAAUACAUCAGAAAAUUUAUCAUUAUGUAAAAAUAAUGAUAAUAGUAAAUUAUUAGUUGACUACACCUAUGACACUUUUGUAAUACAAAAUGACAAUAAUUCUUCUGAUGAUAUUCCAUCUACAUUUUUAAAUUAUCUAAAUAAUGAUGAAACGUCUAAAAAAAUAGUUUGUGUUAAUAAUGAUAACAAUUUUGAAGAAUUGCCUGUUCGAAAAUUUUCUGCAAAUCCUAUAAAACUUAAUUUAAAAGAUUCAAAAAGACACAGUUUAUUUUCUAUAUCACCAAAAAAUGAAUAUACAUUUCUGGAAAAAUUACAUAAUGUUGGUAAAAAAAAAGAUUCUUCUGAUAACAUAUCAAAAAAUUUUUAA
Molecule: messenger RNA, 2640 nt
Organism: Strongyloides ratti
Lineage: Eukaryota; Metazoa; Nematoda; Chromadorea; Rhabditida; Strongyloididae
Product: Insulin receptor substrate-1, PTB domain and Pleckstrin homology-like domain-containing protein
Exons: 4
Coding region: 1-2640 (879 amino acids)
Source: RefSeq, a predicted model, not a curated record